AUGUCUCAAACAACAAAAGUAACCUCGUAUAAAACUCCUAUUUCACGAGAUGCUCGUAUCGGUAUAAUCGGCGCCGGACCUGCUGGAAUUUCGAUGGCUCACUUUCUCCGCAAAGAAGGCUACUCAAAUAUCACCCUACUGGAAUCCUCCUCUCACAUAGCCGGAAAAAGUUCUACCUUUACACACGAAAAUCGAAAUUAUGAUGUUGGAGCUCUAAUGAUAGGUCACAACUACACAAACAUAAGAUCCUUGGCCGAGGAAUUUAAUUGUCCAAUGGAGAAGUUUAACGGAAGUUCACUGGAUUUCGAUUCUAACAAAUUCAUAACGGAAAAUGUUGAUCAAAUUGGAAUUCUCACCAAACCAUUCCUGGAAAACAUGACUCACUAUCUGGAGGAGAGAAAAGCUUUUGAAGACAUUUCGUUGCCGGGUCACGGUGACCUCUCGGAAAAUAUGCUGUACGCACCAAUCACGCAAUACCUGAAAGACCGAAAGAUGGAAUAUUUACUGGAUGCAUGGAACCUAGCUUACACUUCUGCCGGUUAUGGUUAUGUCCAAGAUGAUAUACCUGCUGCCUACUUCUUAAAAUUCAUACAAAAUUCAGAGAAUACCAUCUG
Messenger RNA from Acaulospora morrowiae, 614 nucleotides. The record is from the annotation of a GenBank genome assembly. NCBI's taxonomy places the organism in Eukaryota, Fungi, Glomeromycota, Glomeromycetes, Diversisporales, Acaulosporaceae.